Messenger RNA from Darwinula stevensoni, 1772 nucleotides. NCBI's taxonomy places the organism in Eukaryota, Metazoa, Arthropoda, Ostracoda, Podocopida, Darwinulidae. The record is from the annotation of a GenBank genome assembly.
CCGCGACGGCCGAGUCAUCUGGCUGCAGCCGGGCUGGAGUUCAGACCGGGCGUCCUCUUCCAGCUCUGGAGUUCAGACUGGGCAUCCUCUUCCAGCUCGGCAGGUCUCGGGGGCGGGGCGGCAUGCAGAAGCUCUCCGGGAAAACCAGGUCGUCCAUCAAGAAGUCGUACAGCGUCGAGAAUGGUUACCCGUCGAGGACCAGAACGUUGGUGGACGAUGCGAAGUUCGAGACGCAGGUCAACCGCGAGAUCAAGCGGGAAUUCCUGCAGGAAGUCCGGCGGAACUCGACGGACGAGGAGAUCGCGACGGAGGAGGAGGCGUUCCUGUUCAGCGGGGGAGUGACGCUGGAGGAAGCUCCGGUCCCGGCCGACUAUUCGGGGCAGGCCAUCCUCCUGCUCGGGCUCAAGGAAGGACUGGCGCCGCUCGCCAGGGUGCUCAAGGCCGUCGAGGUCGGAUGUCCUUCGAGUGGCGUUCUCGAGCCGAAGGGCGAAAGGUCAUUCGGUUUCUCUCGUCAGAAUCUGAAGGGGAAGGUGUUGCACUUGGAGUCGAGGACGUCUCUGAGGAGAGACGAGACUCACGACGUCCUUCUGGAAUUGGAAAUGACGAGGGAGUCGCUGCUGCAGCUGCUGAAGAGCAUCAGGAACAGUCAGGCCUUGACCAGGAUGGAGAUCGUUCACGAGGAGAUCGUCGGCUUCAAGGAGCCGUGGUAUCCCCGACACGUCUCCGAGCUGGACAACUGCAACCACAUCCUGACCAAGUUCGAGCCGGACCUGGACUACGCGCAUCCGGGGUUCAACGACAAGGAGUACAGGCGGCGUCGCGAGCGCAUCGCUAACAUCGCCUUCGAAUACAAGCACGGCGAGGCCAUCCCCCGGAUCCAGUACACGGAGGAGGAAGUGAGGACGUGGGGGCACGUGUUCCGGCAGAUCGAGUCGCUCCUGCCGAGCCACGCCUGCGAGCAGUACAACAGGGUCUUCAAGGUCCUGAGGGAGGAGUGCGGGUACGCGCCGGAUUCCAUUCCGCAGCUGCAGGACGUCUCCGGCUUCCUCCAGAGGAGAUCCGGAUUCCGACUUCGACCGGCAGCCGGACUGCUGACGGCCAGGGACUUCCUGGCCAGCCUCGCCUAUCGGGUCUUCCAGUGCACGCAGUACGUGCGGCACGGGUCGGCGCCCGAUCACUCUCCCGAGCCGGAUUGCAUACACGAGCUGCUCGGACACGUCCCGAUGUUGGCCGACCAGGAAUUCGCCCAGUUCUCGCAGGAGAUCGGACUCGCGUCUCUCGGCGCGACGGACGAGGAAAUCGAAAAAUUCGCAACCUUGUACUGGUUCACGGUGGAAUUCGGCCUGUGCAAAGAGAACGGCCAGCUCCGCGCCUACGGGGCCGGGCUCCUCAGCAGCUACGGCGAGCUGCAGCACGCGCUCUCCGGGAGACCCCAGAUCAACGACUUCGAGCCGGGCUCCACGGCCGUCCAGGAGUACCAGGACCAGGACUUCCAGGACGUCUACUUCGUGGCCGACACCGUGAGAGACGCCUUGGAGAAGUUCAGGCGUUGGGUGUCCGCGGGCCUCUCCCGGCGCUACGAGAUCGCCUACGACCCGUAUACCUCCUCCGUUCGGGUUCUGGACUCCAUCGACAAGAUGAAGGACGCGCUCUUCUCGUUGAAGGCGGACGUGGGGCACCUGUCCAAUGCCGUCGUCAAGAUGAACAUCUCUUCGCGAAAUUCGUGCUAUGCAUGUAUACAGUACCGGUACAUGUUCCCAACAGAUAUUUGA